AUGGAGGAUCUCACUCUUGAUGGAAAAGUAGCCAUAAUAACUGGCUCAUCCCGUGGCAUAGGCGAAGGGCUUGCCGUGGAGUUUGCUAGGCGUGGAGCAAAGGUGGUGAUUACAUAUACCAGUGAGUCCAGUUCAGCCAAAGCUGACAAUGUCCUAUCACAUCUGGCAGACUACAAAUAUGGCAGCUCUGCUAUCAAAGUCCAAGCCGACCUACGUACAUUGGAAGGACCAUCACAGGUCGUUGCUGCGACGUUGAAAGCCUUCCCUGACAACGGCAUUACCAUACUCGUCAACAACGCUGGCUGCGAGGUGCAGAAGCGCUUGUCAGAAGUCACUGCAGAGGAUUUGCAGUAUGUUUACGAUCUAAACGUGCGAGGGACCAUGUUGAUGACGCAAGCUGUCCUGCCUCAUCUUCGACGACCAGGUCGCAUCAUCAACAUUGGGAGCGUUGGUGCACGAGCGGGAUUCCCCGGUUACUCUCUUUACGCUUCUAGUAAAGCAGCCAUGGAAGGUUUCACGCGGUGUUGGGCGGCUGAACUCGGCGCCGACGGACAUACUGUCAACUGUGUUAAUCCCGGCCCUGUGGACACGGACAUGAUUUAUCAAAUCAACCCGGCGAUUGUCGAAGCACAAAAGAAAUCCACCCCAGUCGAACAACGACUGGCGACAGUGGAUGAUAUUGCCCAGAUAUGUACCUUUUUAGCGGAGGAACGAAGUAGGUGGGUUACCGGACAGACGAUCUCAGCGAGCGGAGGCUGGACAAUGUAUUGA
Messenger RNA from Talaromyces amestolkiae, 771 nucleotides. RefSeq lists its product as uncharacterized. Gene Ontology annotation, molecular function: oxidoreductase activity. NCBI's taxonomy places the organism in Eukaryota, Fungi, Ascomycota, Eurotiomycetes, Eurotiales, Trichocomaceae. The transcript is spliced from 2 exons. Bases 1 to 771 code for a protein of 256 amino acids. The record is from RefSeq and is a predicted model, not a curated record.